UAUCCAACUCAGUGCCCAUACCGAUUUUGAGCAUCAUCCGUCAACAUGUCAUACCCUCCCCCAAAAAGAAGAUGAAAAGAAAUCUGCUGUAAAGAACAUUUUCCCGCCAACCUUCCCCAUCGCCAGCCCUUCAAUUGUUUGACACCGCUCGGCUGAGCCGCAUCUUGGAGCCCCUCCCCCCCUUUUCCGCUUCGCUGAUUUCCGUCCCCGUUCAGCUCCAUGCUGUCCCCCGUGAAUCGGUAGUCCGGCCCCGAACAUCGUCAUUCACCGCCCAUGACGUCCCGUGGAACCGACAACCCCGAGUUGGACCUUGCCGUCAAGGGUUCCCUGCCUUCUUCCUCGUCGUCAUCUCUCCUUCCGCCGCCAGCAUCGUCUCCGCUCUCCUCCCUUUCUUCUGUCCCCCGUCCGCGUCCUCCUCUACCCCCGGGCAAUCUGCUCGAUUCUGCCCCGUGUUCACCCCCACAGGUUUAUCUCAAUCUUCUUAUAUUGGAAGCUUCCCUCCGGAGUCAGUAUCUGCAUCACCUGGCUCGACGUCGCAAAUCUACCUUCUUUCUCCUGUUGCUGUCUUUGUGGGUGGGCUUCUUUUUCUACCGGCUAUUCUUCCUCGGCCGCUCUCCUUAUUAUUACCUAUCCCUUCUUGAGAGGAUCGGCUUCGGUGGGGGCGUUGUGACGGGAUGUCUAUACUACGCUACGGGUCUCUACCACAGGUCCAUCGUCGAGCCGCGGCGAUUCGUCUACCUAGCCAAUCGGGGCCUUCGUGGAUUUAAUGUCAAGUUAGUGAAGAUUCCCUUGUCCUACAGGGAAUGGGUGCUUUGGUGGUGGGAUUGGUACACGUUUAGUCCUCCUCCGGUUUCGCCACAUUUACCGCCGGCUCGACGUGCUUCGACUGCCAAGAGGAGGACAUCCUCGGUUCACGCGAGACGGCCUGCACCUCCGAUACAUAACCACGGUCACACGGCCUCCAUAUCCGCUACAAUGGUUGGUGGGAAAAGCUCGUCGUUGCUGGCUCCACCUAUGGAGGAAACCGUGGGAGAUGGCGACAACGAUGAGGUGGAAGAAUAUCUACCCGGGGGCCUUCACCUAAAAAUCGUUAUCCUGCCCAAGAGGUUCACACCGGACUUCCGUGAGGGAUGGGAGAUAUACAGGGCAGAGUAUUGGGGGCGUGAGAAUGAGAUCCGGGCAAACCACCGCAAAGAGCUUUAUCGCUGGCACAAGAGCAAGUCCAAGUCAAGCACACCCCCGCCUCCACCUCCUCAGCUUGACCCCGUGGUGACUUCCGUAAGAACCAGAAGGAAUUCGGCGUCUCGCCCGCCCUCUGUAUCUUCCCGUGCGGGAACGCCCGAGCCUGAUUCUGGGAUAGCGCCUGCGGGGACAAGACAGAGAAAGGGCAGUCUGGUAACGAAGAGACGGCCCAACCUGGCGCCAGGACUGCGAUCUGCAAGCGCGGCAUCUGGUGAAAUAUCGGACUCUGGGUCCACCACCAGUGCUCUGGAGGAAACCAGGCGGAGGCGUAGUGAGAGCCCAGUUACGGAUAGAAGUAGCUCUUCGACGGCGGGAUCAGCCAAGAAAAAGGCAAGCGGUAGGGGACGAGGGAGGGGGAGGAAAAACUGAUGAUUAGAUGUAGGUCGUUACUUUUCUUUUCCGCCUUUGGUUUUUCUUCUUCUUUUCGAAAUAUCACAUAUCAUGAUGCUAGGGGAUGGGUUUGUUCUUUUUGCC
This is a messenger RNA of Tuber aestivum (summer truffle), 1716 nucleotides long. The record is from the annotation of a GenBank genome assembly. NCBI's taxonomy places the organism in Eukaryota, Fungi, Ascomycota, Pezizomycetes, Pezizales, Tuberaceae.